AUGGAUUUAUUAACUUAUCUAUCUAUCUAUCUAUCUAUCUAUCUAUCUAUCUAUGUGAAAUUAUUUAUGACUCAACCUAAUCUAUCUAUCUAUCUAUCUAUCUAUCUAUCUAUCUAUCUAUCUAUCUAUCUCAGUCUGUUCAUAUCUGUCUCAGUCUGUUCACACCUCUCUCUCUCUAUCUAUCUCAGUUUGUUCACAUCUAUCUAUCUAUCUAUCUAUCUAUCUAUCUAUCUAUCUAUCUUAUGCCUUUUCUUUACCUUUUCCUACAUUUCCUUUUUUCAACUUUUUUUUCUGUCCUUUACGCUUUUCAUUACUCUCUCUUUGUCUACUGCAAUUUCCUCACUCUCAUUCGACUUGUCGUCGUCGUCUUUCUGCUUCUUAAAAAUAGUUGUGAAUAUCUAUCUAUCUAUCUAUCUAUCUAUCUAUCUAUCUAUCUACGAUCUGUUUACAUUCUCUAUCUAUCUAUCUAUCUAUCUAUCUAUCUAUCUAUCUAUCUAUCUAUCUAUCUAUCGCAAUCUUCAUAUCUAUCUCAAUCUAUUCGCACCUCUUUCUCUCUCUCUCUCUCUCUCUAUUUCAGUCUGUCCAUAUCUAUCUAUCUAUCUAUCUAUCUAUCUAUCUAUCUAUCUAUCUUAG
This is a messenger RNA of Acanthosepion pharaonis, 633 nucleotides long. The record is from the annotation of a GenBank genome assembly. Lineage: Eukaryota; Metazoa; Mollusca; Cephalopoda; Sepiida; Sepiidae.